This is a messenger RNA of Pogona vitticeps (central bearded dragon), 2253 nucleotides long. NCBI's taxonomy places the organism in Eukaryota, Metazoa, Chordata, Lepidosauria, Squamata, Agamidae. The record is from RefSeq and is a predicted model, not a curated record.
CCAGAGAGAACAAGGUGGAACUGAUCACCUCUCUCCAUGUUUUCUCACUUGGAAGGCAGCCGCGCUGGUGGGGCCAUGAAAAGGGACAAUCCAGGCACUGCACAGAGGCAUUAAUUUCAUCAGCCUGUUCUCUGCUGGGGGACCAUGACCGCCAGGCAAAGAGUCAUCCGGGUGUCCACGGAGCGGCCGACCUCCGCUGUCUGUGUGCUGGGGACAGAAAUCUGUGUAGACAUAUAUGGGUCCAUCCCGAAGGGUGCCACGUCGUUCCGUGUCCGCGGGACCUCCGGCCUCCAAGUCUACGUCAGCUACAACCCAAAGUUUGUCACCGCCCGUGAAGAGACAGCCAAGUGGCCCCUGGAUGCUGGGGUGGAGGUCAUUGUGACCCUGAAGGAGCCCAGCCGCGCCGUCAGUGACAACAAGGUUCGGGUUUCUUACUACGGACCGGCAGGAGAGACCCUCAUCGCCAAUGCCUGGCUGUAUAUUACAUGUAUGGCUAUCUCUCUGGAUGCGGAUACUAGCCGAACUGGGUUGGUGGCCAGGAAUGCAGCCAACAAGACAAAAUGGACAUGGGGCCCAAACGGGGAGGGGGCUAUUUUGCUGGUGAACUGUGACCGUGAUGGACCCAGCUCUGGGAACAUGGACAAUGCGUACCCAUAUGUCCGAUCUUAUACAGACCUCCAAGACCUGUCCCUUGUGAUUCUCCACACCCACGGACCGGCCGGUAUCUACGACAGCCACACAUUGCUCCUUCACAUCUCCAUGUUCGAUGCAGACAAAGUGAGGGUUUUCCAUGCCUCUGGCAGUUCAUCUCUCUCUAGUUAUGAGCGUGUCCUGGGAUCGGAGAAGCUCUCCUAUGCAGUGGGGCAGGCAGAUGGGGAAGAACAGCAUACCUUCUACGUGGAGGGGCUCGCCUUCCCCGAUGCCAACUUCAAUGGCCUGAUUUCCUUACAUGCCACUCUCCUAGAGCGCUCUGGUCAGAAUUUACCAGCUACUCCCGUUUUCACAGACACGGUGGUUUUCCGGGUGGCUCCCUGGCUGAUGACUCCCAACACAAGGAAACCUAUAGAGGUCUUUGUCUGCAGCAUUAAGAAAGGAGAUUUUCCUAAUGAGAAGUUCUUGGAGGCUAUAAAGGUCCUGGCAAAGAAAGCCAACUGUAAGCUGACCAUAUGCCCAGAAAUAGAAAACCGGGGUGACCGCUGGAUCCAGGAUGAGAUGGAGUUUGGUUACGUGGAGGCCCCCCAUAAGUCUUUCCCAGUUGUCUUUGACUCUCCACGGAACAGAGGUCUCCAGCACUUCCCUUUUAAGAGGAUUCUGGGCCCUGAUUUUGGGUACGUGACCAGAGAACCCAAGAACGGUCGCGUCUCCAGCCUUGACUCCUUUGGGAACCUGGACAUCAGCCCCCCUGUGAAGGUCAGAGGAAAGGAGUACCCUCUCGGGAGGAUCCUCAUCGGCAGCAGCUUUCCCGGGCCUGGCAACCGGAAAAUGGCCAAAGUUGUCCGGGACUUCCUCUAUGCCCAGAAAGUCCAGUCCCCCGUAGAACUAUACUCGGACUGGCUCACUGUGGGGCAUGUGGACGAAUUCCUCAGCUUUGUCCCAGCUCCUGACCGGAAGGGCUUCCGACUACUUUUAGCCAGUCCUCUCUCCUGUUUGAACCUGUUCAAAGAGAAACAGAAAGAAGGUUAUGGGGAUGCUGCCCUCUUUGAAGGACUAGGGAGAUGGGGAACAAUUACGCUUGAUGAGCUUCUGGCUGAUACUGCUCUGCGCCAUGACAGCAAAUAUGUGCAGAGUUGCAUUGACUGGAACCGAAAUAUUUUAAAGCGAGAGCUUGGCCUGAGCGAGCGAGACAUCAUUGACAUCCCACAGCUGUUCACUCUAGAAGAGUCCAGGGCAACUGCGCUGUUCCCAGACAUGGUCAACAUGGUCAUCUUGGGGAAGCACCUGGGCAUCCCAAAGCCGUUCGGGCCCAUCAUCCAUGGCCAGUGUUGCCUGGAAGCCAACGUCCGCUCCCUUCUGGAACCACUGGGCCUGGCUUGCAACUUCAUCGACAACUUCUUCUCCUACCAUGUUUUAUUGGGAGAAAAUCACUGUGGAACCAACGUCCGCCGGGCACCUUUCACCUUCCACUGGUGGAACAUAACCCCCUGAAAUGGGGCGGAACUCCGAUCCAUCAUCCCUGACUUCCCUAAAAAAUAAAUACAUUUCCAAAGCAUUGUAGAAAUUUAGAGUGCCAUUGAUUACAUUGUGAACAUGGAA